UAAAGUUUUUUCGCCCUUCCUUUCCCUCUCCAAGAUGGCGACUUCCCUGUUGCCCUGGGUUACUCUGCGGCCCCUGGUCCAGAGCUGGGUGCGGGGCACUUGCACCUUGUGGGGGGCUCGGGUAGCUGCAGCCGCCGCCGCCGCCUCCGCCCCUGCGACCGCCCCCGGGAGGCCCCCUCGCAAAGCUUAUACAGUUCAGACUGCAGAAAGUGUGACUCCAAAUACUCCAACGAAUGCUUUUUCAAAAGCUUUGGCUGUUUGUACUGGUCCUUUGGAACACUAUGAUUUCCUAAUCAAGUUUGAUGAAAUAAAGGAUGAUGAACACCAGAGAAGAGUUGUGCAGACUCUGCAGAAGCUACAUGAGAGCCUUAAAGGAUACAGCAUUGAAUCCAAAAGCUUUUUUUCAAAGGUUUUUGCAAAGAGAAAACCUCCAAAAGGCCUCUAUAUCUAUGGAGAUGUAGGUACAGGAAAGACAAUGGUGAUGGACAUGUUUUAUGCUUAUGUAGAAAUGGAGAGGAAAAAGAGAGUCCAUUUUCAUGGCUUCAUGCUUGAUGUACACAAAAGAAUACAUCGUCUUAAACAGAGUUUGCCAAAACGGAAGCCAGGGUUAAUGGCCAAAUCAUAUGAUCCUAUAGCUCCUAUAGCUGAAGAAAUUAGUGAAGAGGCAUGUCUCUUAUGUUUUGAUGAGUUUCAGGUCAUUGACAUUGCUGAUGCCAUGAUUCUGAAACAGCUUUUUGAAAAUCUGUUCAAAAAUGGGGUCGUCGUUGUGGCAACAUCCAACAGGCCACCUGAAGACCUCUAUAAAAAUGGACUCCAGCGGGCUAACUUUGUGCCAUUCAUUUCCGUUUUAAAGGAAUAUUGCAACACAAUUCAGUUGGAUUCUGGAAUAGAUUAUCGGAAAAGAGUACUUCCUGGAGCUGGAAAACUCUACUACCUCACAAGUGAAGCUGAUGUGGAGGCUGUCAUGGAUAAGUUGUUUGAUGAGCUGGCUCAAAAACAAAAUGAUUUAACUAGACCAAGGAUUCUAAAAGUGCAAGGCAGAGAGCUGAGGCUGAAUAAAGCUUGUGGAACCAUUGCAGACUGCACAUUUGAAGAGCUGUGUGACAGACCUCUUGGAGCCAGUGAUUAUUUGGAACUAUCAAAGAAUUAUGAUACAGUUCUUUUACGAAAUAUACCUCAAUUUACACUGGCCAAAAGGACCCAAGCACGAAGAUUCAUAACUCUCAUUGACACUUUUUAUGAAUUUAAGGUACGUCUCAUUUGUUCCGCAUCCGCUCCUCUGUCAAGCCUAUUUUUGUAUCAUCAUGAUGACAGUCACUUGGAGCAAAGCAGAACACUGAUGGAUGAUUUGGGGCUGAGCCAGGAUUCAGCUGAAUCACUUUCCAUGUUUACUGGAGAAGAAGAAAUCUUUGCAUUUCAACGCACAAUCUCCCGACUCACAGAAAUGCAAACUGAACAGUACUGGAAUGAUGGUGAUCGAAGCGAGAAGUGAUUUUUACUUACAAAUAAUUAGAACUCAAGGCAAACACAGAUGUAUUAGAAGGGAAGCCUUAUUAUGGAAAUUAAACUCAUUAUUUUUUCAUUAAUGAACUGAUAUGUUGUGCACUUUAUCCUUUGGACCAUUAAUUCUCUAACUCAGAUUCCUGAUAUCACAGAAUCCAUUUAUUUAUAAAUCAAAGCAAUUUUUACAGUUUUAUAUUUUUAAUAUUUAUUUUACCCUUUGUUCCAUCAAAAAAAAGGAUCUGUCAGUGCUCUUGAAGGUAACAGACUUUUUAGCUAUAUUUUAUACAUAAAGCUAUAUGAAUAUGGAAUUGGUUCCUGUUCCAUGCUAGUUAGUUAUAAGAAUAUGUCUUUAAUGAAAGAAAAAGCCACUUACAAAAGUAGAAGGCUUCAUACUAAAUUCAGUCAAAAAGUGGCAAUAAAAUGCUGAGUUUAUGUAUCUGGAUUAUAUCAUACUUGAAUUGUAAUAAAUCUGUAAUUACCUUAAAAUUU
This is a messenger RNA of Sarcophilus harrisii (Tasmanian devil), 1992 nucleotides long. It is a transcript of the gene AFG1L, whose product is annotated as AFG1 like ATPase. Bases 35 to 1492 code for a protein of 485 amino acids. Gene Ontology annotation, molecular function: ATP binding; ATP hydrolysis activity. The record is from RefSeq and is a predicted model, not a curated record. Gene Ontology annotation, cellular component: cytoplasm; mitochondrion. The transcript has 13 exons. Lineage: Eukaryota; Metazoa; Chordata; Mammalia; Dasyuromorphia; Dasyuridae.